CAGUCUUGACUUUUUCUCCUUCAGUAUGGGACAGCAGGCCAACCUUAACUCCGCCCCCCUCUUGUUCCUCCUCUCCCUGUGCUGGGCUCAGAGGGAGGGGCCGACCUGUGACCGCUGUGACCUGCGAUUCUCCUGUGACUGCUCCCGCGGUGGGUUUGUCCGUGUUCCUGCGGUUACAGACCGUGCAGUUUCUCUGGAUCUAUCCUUCAACAACAUCACCUCGGUCGCCAAAGACGACCUGAGAGGCCACACCCACCUGAAGGCUCUGCUUCUUCAUGGUAACGGACUGGCUGAGAUCCACACAUCAGCGAUGGACUCCCUUAAGAACUUGGAGGACCUCGACCUGUCGGACAAUCAGCUCACGUUCCUGAAGCGCCAAUGGUUCAGCGAGCUCGGCUCUCUGCGGCGGCUGAACGUGCUCAACAACCCGUACAGCUGCGUGGGCUCAGUGCCAGUGUUUGAGCGGCUGCUCGGGCUGAGGUGGCUGGGGUUCGGAGGCCCUGCUCUGGUCGAGAUAAAGAGAGGAGUUCUGUGGGGAGUCACACAGCUGGAGGAACUUGUUGUCCACGCCAACAACCUGACCAGGUACGAGUCUGGGGCUCUUGCGUAUGUUUGGCCGUUGGGUCACGUCACUUUGAGCCUCCGGGGACCGUUUCUAACAAAUGCAGCUUUGGCCUCGACUGUGCUCGCUGACGUCACGUACCCAGAGACGCCCAUCGUCCUGGUGGACCUCCAUCUGCUCGGGAGUGAGGCUGUUCAGCCAUUAAGAGAGGCGGCGAAAAGGAGGGUCAGGCACAUGACCUUCCGUAACCUUUUUGUUACUGAUAAGGCCAUAGUCGACCUCCUGGAGGUUUUGGACGGAGUUCCAGUCUCCACCUUGUCCAUGGAUGGCGUCACACUGUCCGGAGUGGGCAGGUGGGAGAAAGCAAACUGGACCGAUCAAAGAAGCAUAGACAGGUUCUUCUUACGAGACAUUGUGGUGUUGGAGGUCUAUAAGUUUGUGUCGUUCCUGCAGCUGGGGUUUCUGCUGCAGUACCCCAAGAUGGUGUCCGUCAUAAACGCCAGGGCGUUUGUGAUUCCAUGUGCCACCACUGGCCUUUUCAUGAACCUGCAGUACCUGGACCUGUCUGACAACCUGCUGACGGACCUGACCUUGACUGAGACUCUGUGCGAUGGAAAUGGCACACUUAAGGACCUCCGCGUUUUAAACAUCAGCGGAAAUACUCUCAAGUCUUUGUCCACAUUGAGUCGACUGGUGGCAAAACUUCACAAACUGACCCACUUGGACAUCAGCAGGACCCACUACAGCUUCAUGCCCCAGAGCUGCUCCUGGCCCUCCACCCUGUGGCACCUCAACAUCUCUGGAGCUAAACUCACGACUGUCACCCCCUGUCUACCAACAACUCUGCAGGUGUUGGAUCUGAGCAACAAUGAUCUCCAAGGCUUCACCAUGGCCCUGCCCACCCUGAGAGAGCUCCACCUGUCUGGGAAUAAGUUUCUAAAGCUGCCUGUGGGAAGUUUGUUCCCCAGUCUUCAAACACUGACCAUACAGUCGAACACCUUGAACAUGUUCAGCCGUUCAGACCUCCAGUCGUACCGACGACUCCAGAACCUCCAAGCCGGUCACAACAAGUUUGUCUGCUCCUGCGACUUUGUCCCCUUCAUCCAGUCGAGCAUUAAAGGAGAUGAAGGUGUGCAUUUAACAGACGAGGAGGAGGGCUACGUCUGUGACGCUCCUCUCUACCUGCAGGGGCAGGCGGUGGGUCACGUCCACUUGUCUGUCGUUGAAUGCCACAGGGUUUUGUUUGUGCUGGUGUGCUGCGGUGUGCUGUUGUUUGUUGGGAUUCUGGUCAUCGUCCUGCUGUGGCGCCUUCAUGCCUUCUGGUACCUCGGGAUGAUGUGGGCGUGGCUGAGGGCCAAGCGCAGCUCCCGUCAGCGGCGACUCCGAGAUGCAGCAGGUUCAGAAGCGCUGCUGUCCUUUGAUGCAUUUGUUUCCUACAGUGAAAGAGAUGCUGGCUGGGUAGAAUCCUUUCUGGUACCUGAGCUGGAGGAGUCAGGAGAGACCGAUGACGACUCUCCGCCUCUGACCCUGUGUCUCCACAAGCGGGACUUCCUCCCCGGGCGGUGGAUUGCAGACAACAUCAUGAGCGCCAUCGAACGCAGCAGGCAGACAGUCUUCGUCCUGUCCGAGAAUUUUGUCAAGUCCGAGUGGUGUCGCUACGAGCUGGACUUCUCCCAUUUCUGGCUUUUCGAUGGGAACACCAGUGGCCAGCCGGCCAUCUUGAUCCUGCUGGAGCCGCUGCCAAAGGACAACAUCCCCAAACGUUUCUGCAAACUCCGCAAACUCAUGUGCUCGACCACGUACCUGGAGUGGCCUCAGGAUGACGAGAGGAGGGGGGAGUUCUGGAGAAGUCUCCGAAGCGUUUUGAGAGGAAGAGGACAGGAUGACUGAAAAAGACAACGUGAUGGAGGAUGAAAACAAGAGGAAGGAAGAGAGGGAGAAACAAAAGCAGCUUCAGAAACAUUGGAGGAAAGAAAAGACUAAGACAGAAGGAUGAAGGUUUAACUUAAAUUGAUAGUUAAUGUUUUUUAAGGAGUGGUGGUAUGAGGUAUGGACACAGUUUCGAUUGAGUCAUGAGCGCCCCCAUGUGCCGAGAACAUGCUGAAGUAAAGCAGGCACGGGUGGGUAAAACCGCUCACUCUCCCACACCAAAGAUCACAGCACACAGUGUUUGUUGAUCCACUGCUGCCUCCAUCACUAAAUCCAAAUGUCUUAUUUUGUCACUUUUUGGCAUUUUAAAUCCCUUAUUUAUAUUCACCACAAUGACACAAACUGACCACAUGAGGGAGCAGUAGACCAGCAUUUCCUGUGUCUCCGUGAGCUAAAAUCACUGACUUACUCUUUGGUGUGGGAGCUUUCAGCUACUGGAUGGUGCUCUCAAUCACAGCAUGGGCCCAGCAUGAAUUAUAUUAGUAGAGUUUAGAUACUGUAAAGAUUUCUUUAGUAUGCUUAUCUCUUUCUUAACAGAGUGAAUAUGAAAAAAUGGCUCAAAAAUAAGUAAAUAUAAAUUAAUUUAUUAAUAAA
Molecule: messenger RNA, 3085 nt
Organism: Solea senegalensis (Senegalese sole)
Lineage: Eukaryota; Metazoa; Chordata; Actinopteri; Pleuronectiformes; Soleidae
Gene: tlr2
Product: toll-like receptor 2
Biological process (GO): toll-like receptor signaling pathway; inflammatory response; immune response
Cellular component (GO): membrane
Molecular function (GO): triacyl lipopeptide binding; transmembrane signaling receptor activity; protein binding
Source: RefSeq, a predicted model, not a curated record